Molecule: messenger RNA, 1622 nt
Organism: Ruditapes philippinarum (Manila clam)
Lineage: Eukaryota; Metazoa; Mollusca; Bivalvia; Venerida; Veneridae
Product: galaxin-like
Exons: 3
Coding region: 158-832 (224 amino acids)
Source: RefSeq, a predicted model, not a curated record
CUUUAGAAUAAUUUAUAAUCAAAACUUAAAUAUUAUUUUAGCAAAGUAUUGAGCUAUAUCUUACAAGGAUAGUUAAGUUCCAUGUUUAUUGAGAUACAAACCAUUUAUGGCGUCAUAAUAUACUCUGUUUAAAGACAAAAGACGAGAAGAAUACAAGAUGAAAGUAGCUGUUUUUGCAGUUUUGGCCUUUCUAUCCUGCUGUUCUGGGACUAUAGACGGAGCUGUAUGUGGAUCGUACGACCCUAGAUUCAAGAUUUGUUGUAACGGCGUCCUAAGUCAUAAAGGAUUAAACAGUGCAUGUUGUGGAACAAUACCGUACGACCAUAGAUUGAAGAUUUGUUGUAACGGCGUCCUAAGUCAUAAAGGAUUCAACAGUGCAUGUUGUGGAACAAUACCGUACAACCAUAGAUUGAAGAUUUGUUGUAACGGCGUCCUAAGUCAUAAAGGAUUCAACAGUGCAUGUUGUGGAACAAUACCGUACGACCAUAGAUUGAAGAUUUGUUGUAACGGCGUCCUAAGUCAUAAAGGAUUCAACAGUGCAUGUUGUGGAACAAUACCGUACGACCAUAGAUUGAAGAUUUGUUGUAACGGCGUCCUAAGUCAUAAAGGAUUCAACAGUGCAUGUUGUGGAACAAUACCGUACGACCAUAGAUUGAAGAUUUGUUGUAACGGCGUCCUAAGUCAUCAAGGAUUCAACAGUGCAUGUUGUGGAACAAUACCGUACGACCAUAGAUUCAAGAUUUGUUGUAACGGCGUCCUAAGUCAUAAAGGAUUCAACAGUGCAUGUUGUGGAACAAUACCGUACGACCAUAGAUUCAAGAUUUGUUUGUAACGGCAUCCUAAGUCAUAAAGGAUUCAACAGUGCAUGUUGUGGAACAAUACCGUACGACCAUAGAUUCAAGAUUUGUUGUAACGGCGUCCUAAGUCAUAAAGGAUUCAACAGUGCAUGUUGUGGAACAAGACUGUACACACCGACCUUUAACAGUUGUUGUAAUGGACAUUUAUGCUAGAAGUCUUGUUAAGUACGUUUAUGCAUUUACAAUACAUUCAUUGCUUUGGAAAAGAAAACAACAACAGCAACUUUUAACCUAAAAGUUCAAUAGUUGAAAACAUUGGAACACAUAAAUAUGUUCAGCUUUUUCAUAUUGAUGUAAUUUUAUUGGUUUAAAAGCAAAUGAUCCAUAACAAUAUAUUAUGCUGUUAUUUGAUCCUCCAAAACGAACAUAAAAUUAAUGAUACAUUCUAUUUCCCAUAUGCAUGUAAUACUUUAGAAUUAAAUAGAGGAUAUUGAAUGAGUGUAAGUUCAAUACUGAAUUUAUUGCACGAGUUGAAUAAAAUUAUAUUAUGCGAGCCUUUGGCGAGCAUAAUAUUAUUUUAUUCAACGAGUGCAAUAAAUUCAGUAAUGAACUUACACGAAUUUAAUAUUCUAUUUAUCACAUACCCAAAAUAAAGACCGUUUAAAGUGAAAUAAGAGUCAUUUUUCAUUGACGCGACUAUAGUAUAACGCUAACAUUUAGCGCGUCUUUACACUAUGUUUGUAUAAUGCUAAUGAUGUCACGUCAAAAUAUAUGCACGGCCGUGCAAUACCAUAUUUACGGAGUCGCAAAAUCGGUACGGGUGUG